This is a messenger RNA of Diospyros lotus (date-plum), 2002 nucleotides long. Its product is annotated as aspartic proteinase PCS1. The coding region runs from base 331 to 1650 and encodes 439 amino acids. Gene Ontology annotation, biological process: proteolysis. Gene Ontology annotation, molecular function: aspartic-type endopeptidase activity. Lineage: Eukaryota; Viridiplantae; Streptophyta; Magnoliopsida; Ericales; Ebenaceae. The transcript has a single exon. The record is from RefSeq and is a predicted model, not a curated record.
CACCAUAUAAAAUCACUCGAUUCAGCCCUAAUGCUAGAGCUAAGCUUACCAAGAAAACAGCAUGGAAUAUGGAAGUGGUCUGUGUUUAGGAAGCUUCUUUCAUAUAAAUAAACCACCCUUAGACCACAAAGAUUGCAGCUUGGGGGUCAGUUCAUUUACUCAAUCCCAACAAACAAACCAAACUUCAGUUGCCUAGUCUCAUCACGACCUCGCCCCCUCAAACGACGUCGUCUCUUUCCCCCUCGCCACCCCUUCCAGAGAUCUUUUGUUCCAUUUGUUCACUUUCAUUCUUCCUCGACCUCCGCCAUUCUCAGAUCUCUUUCAAUAGCCAUGGAAGUUCACUCCCUCAGGCCUCCCUUUCUUCUUUAUCUUUACAUCGUCUUGUUCUUGAUUCAAAUCCAGCUUUCCUCUUCUUCUUCUUCUUCUUCUAUAAUGCGGGUUUUGCCUCUGAAAACGGAAGCAAUCCCAUCUGGGUCUCUUUUCAGCAGGCUGCCAAACAAGCUUCAUUUCCACCACAAUGUCACCCUCACAGUCUCUCUUUCAGUCGGCUCGCCCCCACAGAACGUUACCAUGGUCCUCGACACUGGCAGUGAGCUCUCUUGGCUUCGCUGCAAAACCACCCUCUUGUCCCAACCCGUUUUCUACCCGAACCGCUCCUCUUCCUAUGCUCCCAUUUCUUGUUCCUCACCCACCUGCGUGAACCGAACCCGGGACUUCUCCAUUCCCGCUUCCUGCGACUCCAACAACCUCUGCCACGCUGUCCUCUCCUACGCCGACUCGUCGUCAUCGGAGGGCAAUCUCGCGUCCGACACGUUCAACAUCGGAGGGUCCGACGUUCCGGGCACGAUAUUCGGGUGCAUGGAUUUGGGUUUCAGCAGUAACUCCGAGGAAGACGCCAAGACCACCGGGUUAAUGGGCAUGAACCGCGGGUCGCUCUCUUUAGUCUCGCAGAUGGGUUUUCGUAAAUUCUCCUACUGCAUUUCGGGUUACAACUUCUCGGGCGUGUUAUUGCUCGGCGACUCGAAUUUUACAUGGAUCGCACCGUUGAACUACACGCCGUUGAUUCAAAUCUCCACUCCAUUGCCCUACUUUGAUCGGGUCGCAUACACGGUUCAGCUCGAAGGAAUCAAGGUUUCAGACAAAUUACUUCAAUUGCCGAAAUCAGUGUUCGAACCAGACCACACAGGGGCGGGUCAGACCAUGGUCGAUUCUGGCACCCAGUUCACCUUCCUUCUUGGCCCGGCCUACACUGCUUUGAGAAACGAGUUCUUAAACCAAACAACCAGAGUUUUACGGGUCUUGGAGGACCCGAACUUCGUCUUCCAAGGGGCAAUGGAUCUUUGCUACCGGGUUCCAUCGGGGCAGACCAGCCUGCCCCAGUUACCAACGGUGAGCCUGAUGUUCCGGGGCGCCGAAAUGACGGUUUCGGGGGAGCGGUUACUGUACCGGGUACCAGGCGAAACCAGGGGAAAGGAUUCGGUGCAUUGCUUCACAUUCGGGAACUCGGAUCUACUGGCAAUCGAGGCGUACGUGAUUGGGCAUCACCACCAGCAGGACGUGUGGAUGGAAUUUGAUCUUGAGAAGUCAAGGAUUGGCUUAGCUCAGGUACGUUGCGACUUGGCGGGUCAAAGAUUCGGGUUAUAUAACUAGUUACUUCCAGGCGCACCAGCACCGUCCGACGGAUUGAUCUCACCUUGUUCUCAUGAUUAAAUUUUUAUGCCCAUAACUAUAGGGCCCACCUUGCUAUGGUGAGAUCCGUCAAAUGGCCCGAUCCUACUGAUGCUCCUUUGAUCGGACGGCAAUAAUUAAAGGAAGAGAGGGAUGGGCUAGAGGGUGAUUGUUCCGCCGCUGUACAUGUGAUACUUGCCUUCAUGCCUUUAAGUUUUGGUGACAUGCAUGUAACAAAUAAAUUCUCUAGACGUCAAGCAAUGGGGGUCGGGUGGUGCUACAACUUGCUUGGCUCACUAACAAUCAAAAUAAUAUAUGGUUUUUAUAAUAUUGU